GAUUCAAUAUAUGCUCGAACGAACAAAUCACAAAACGAACCAGUAACAGAUAUAAAAUUUUCUUCCUUAUUUGGGUUGCAACCACAAUCAGAAGCUAGGCAAGAAUUCGGUGACGCGUCGUCUAAAGCAAUUCGCAACACCUCCAAAAGAAUU
This is a messenger RNA of Funneliformis mosseae, 153 nucleotides long. Lineage: Eukaryota; Fungi; Glomeromycota; Glomeromycetes; Glomerales; Glomeraceae. The record is from the annotation of a GenBank genome assembly.